Macroventuria anomochaeta is the source of this 1040-nucleotide messenger RNA. RefSeq lists its product as uncharacterized. The coding region runs from base 18 to 986 and encodes 322 amino acids. The transcript is spliced from 3 exons. The record is from RefSeq and is a predicted model, not a curated record. Lineage: Eukaryota; Fungi; Ascomycota; Dothideomycetes; Pleosporales; Didymellaceae.
AUCAAACAUCAGUUGAGAUGCAGCCGCGACUCCUAACACUCUCGGCUGCCUUCAAAGGCUCAGCACCAUGGGCGCGGAAUGCACAGCAGGUCCCUAAGCUGAGAAUAGCUCAGCUUCUCUGCAGGAGUUGUCUGCGGAAAUUUUCCACUUCGCCAACCCUACGUGCAGCAGCUAAGAAUGUAGGGAAAGAUCGGAUGUACAAGUCGAGGUUGUUGAUCUAUGAUGCUGGCGACACGCGCACAACAUGGGUGUCCUUCUGGAAAGCCAUGGCAUUGCUGCAAUUUGGAACAACGCUCGUCUUCGCUGUACCGCCUUUAUGGAAUAACGAGAACCAACCUGACCCUAAUCUGAGGAAAGCACAGGCUAUUCUGGUUGGCGUUCUCGGCACGAUCCCCACCUUAACUAUGGCCUACGUGACCGCACCUUUCGUACACCAAGUCUUCCUCCAGAUCCCCGAGCACGCCCGCCGCUCACGCCAUAACCUGAUGAACUUCGCUCGCAGUCUGAACAUCCCUGCCAACGCAUCCACCACCGCCAACACUAAGCUGGAAUUCGUAACGCUCCGCAUCUUCCCCUUUCGCAAGAACACCACUGCUUUCCUCCACGAGCUUCGCGCUUUACCACCUAUGAAGUUCCGUCUCGCAAACAUUGAGAUCCCGAAAACGGAAGACUGGGCGCAGAAACAGCGCGAGAAGGGUAUAUGGAGACGAAUGCUGGAAGUCGCCGCCGAACCAAGAUACAAGUUCUUUGUCAAGGAGGGCAAGAUGUUCACGGCGAAGACAGGGGUGCCGGGUGUGUGGGAGGAGGUUGCUAUGAGGAUUAAGGGGCAGACGAAUAGGGAGAUCAAGGAGGAGAAGGCGGCUGUUACUGGUCCUAGGGGUGCGAUUAGGAGACCGGUUGUUAAGGGGCCUGUCGUGCUGAAGCGGCCACUGAAGGUGGUUGAGGAGGCGAGUGUUAGGAGGCAGACAGCUAGAAGCUCGCGGUAAUUGCCCUUACUGCAUAAUCUGUGGAUGUAUGCUUAGCGAAAGCAUCUCUGUAAG